Molecule: messenger RNA, 1589 nt
Organism: Ceratina calcarata
Lineage: Eukaryota; Metazoa; Arthropoda; Insecta; Hymenoptera; Apidae
Gene: betaggt-I
Product: geranylgeranyl transferase type-1 subunit beta
Exons: 3
Coding region: 170-1180 (336 amino acids)
Biological process (GO): protein geranylgeranylation
Cellular component (GO): CAAX-protein geranylgeranyltransferase complex
Molecular function (GO): CAAX-protein geranylgeranyltransferase activity
Source: RefSeq, a predicted model, not a curated record
AUAUAUAGUCUAAGGAUAAGAAUGGAACGGAAUAUUUUUGCGCUCGCACAACAAAUUCGAUAAUAGUACCACCAGUAUCACUCACUAUCCUCAACUAUCCUUCGAUACACCGGCGAAUACUUGAAGUAGAUAUAUAUUUUUGAUUAAUCACGCUAAGGCCCUGCACGAAAUGCCGCCGCAAUUAGUAAGGAAGAAGCAUGCUAAAUAUUUCCAGAGGUUAUUGCUACAGAUUAUGCCCUCUGAAUUGACCGAGUUCGAUUACUCUCGACUCACCAUAGCGUUUUUUGCUAUAUCAGGGCUAGACAUAUUGAACUGCUUAAACGAUCUUAGCGAAGACACAAAAUUAAGGGCGAUAGAUUGGGUGUACAUGCUUCAGGUAACCGGAGCCGGGCCCCGCUCCGGUUUUCUACCCUCGCCAACGAUACCAAAGGAUGCCUCGAAAUAUCAAUGUGGUCACUUGGCAAUGACAUACAUUGGAUUAGUUACACUUUUAAUUCUCGGAGAUGACUUGAGCCGCGUCGACAGAAAGUCAAUUAUCGAAGGAAUGAGGUCUUGUCAAAAUCUCGAUGGAUCCUUUACAGCUGCUGUAAUAGGAUGUGAGAGCGACAUGAGAUUCCUUUACUGUGCUUGUUGCGUGUCCAUGAUUCUAAACGAUUGGUCGGGCAUCAACAAAACUAAAGCGAUUGACUAUAUUUUAAAGAGCAUUUCGUAUGAUGGAGCAAUGGGCCAAGGACCUGGUCUUGAAUCGCACGGAGGAUCCACAUUUUGUGCCGUAGCUAGUCUGUUUCUUAUGAACGAACUGCACAAUGUAUUGUCGCAUGAUCAAUUAAGUAGACUCAGAAGAUGGUGUCUUAUGAGGCAAGACAGUGGAUUUCAUGGGCGACCCGGGAAGCCGUCUGACACUUGUUACAGUUUUUGGAUAGGCGCUACAUUGCGAAUGCUCGAAGUUAACGGACUGUCGGAUCCGGACAAGAACAGGGCAUUCCUCCUUGCGAAUCAAGACAUCGUCACGGGAGGAUUUGCAAAAUUUGCCGACUGCCCACCGGAUCCCGUUCACACCUACCUCGGUUUGUGCGGCUUGAGUCUCUUGGAAGAGCCUGGCUUAAGCAUAAUGAACGCCGCUCUCAAUAUUUCCGACCGAGCAUACAAACACUUAUUAAAAAUCCAAGAAGUGUGGUAACGCAGUCGAUGAUUCUAUAUAAGUAUUCGUAACAAUUGAAUAUCAUAUCAGAACGCACAGAAUAAAGAGGAGGAAGUAACAUUUCCGCAGUUCCCCCAUAAAUACUAUUUGUACAGUCCUCACAAUCGCCCCUGUGUCAAGCUACUAUAAAGUGUCAAUUAACUGGAGGAUUAUGAUUCUGAGAUGCGUUAUCAAUUAUUUAAUUUGUGAUAUUCGUUAACCGUAGUUAAUGCAAACCAUAAUUUAAAUGCAUCAUGAAAUUUCCUUAUAUUUAUAAAAUUUUAAUAAAACCGAAAGAAAUCUAUGCAAGUGUUCUUGUGAUCGUUGCAUGAGCCGUUCAACGCAACUGCCUCGAUGUAUAAUGUAUAUAUAAUAAAAGUAUAAGGAGCUAUAAGAUGUAAAAAUCCUA